This is a messenger RNA of Aphis gossypii (cotton aphid), 845 nucleotides long. It is a transcript of the gene MED21, whose product is annotated as mediator of RNA polymerase II transcription subunit 21. Lineage: Eukaryota; Metazoa; Arthropoda; Insecta; Hemiptera; Aphididae. Gene Ontology annotation, cellular component: mediator complex. Gene Ontology annotation, molecular function: transcription coregulator activity. The record is from RefSeq and is a predicted model, not a curated record. The coding region runs from base 209 to 628 and encodes 139 amino acids. Gene Ontology annotation, biological process: regulation of transcription by RNA polymerase II. The transcript is spliced from 4 exons.
UUUGUAAUUCGCCGACGUUGUUAUCACCCACUGUUGUUUUUCAUCAUUUUCUAGUGUCGCGACUAGCGCGUGUCUUCCUGUCUGGCGCGUCUGCCGUCUUCGUAUUAUAAUUUGUGGUAUUUGUCUGGUGUUUUGUUGUCUGUUUACUGUUUAGUGUCUGCUGUCCGCUUUCCGGACGAGAACGCCACUGAUUGCUGUCGUCGUCUAAAUGGCCGAUCGUCUCACCCAACUCCAAGAUAUUGUUAACCAACAAGCAGAUAACUUCUGCAACAGCAUUGGAAUUUUACAACAGUGUGCUUUACCAUCCAAGUUUUCUAACUUUGACCGAAACGGAUCUCAAACACCACAACAACAAGAAGAUUAUACCAGUUUAUUUUCUUCACUUAUAACUCGCUGUGCUAAAGAUAUUGAUGCAUUAAUCGAAUCACUGCCCAACGACGAUACUUCUACAGAUUUACAAGUUGCAAGUUUGAGGAGAUUAGAACAGGAUAAUCAGUUAGCUGCUGAACGUUUGGAAGAAGUAGUUAGGAAAGGUGAACUUCUUCUUGAACAAAUACAAGCUGCUCUCUCUGAUAUUGCUCAACAACAAUUAGAUAUUCAGCAGAGUAGUGACAACAAUACGUGUUAAUAAAAAAAAUAUUGUAAAAUGAAAGUUAAAAAUAAAAAAAAUGUUGCUAAAGCAAUUUCUGCUAUCAGUAAGACACAUAAAAUUAAAAGAAACAAAAUAAAACGUUUAACAGACAAAAAAGGUAAAAAGAAGAAGAUAUCAAAAAAAGCAUUGAUUGAAGUUGGUCUAAAAAAUGAUAAAAAAAAACCUAAAGCUAAAGUGGAAUCAACUCAAUCUA